AUGAGCAUCUCAUGUGUGACUCUGGCUGAGGUCCUGCAGCUGAAGGGAAGCCCUUUGGAGGAGGAAGAUAUAUGGGCUCUCUUACAUCUGGGUACAGAAAAUCUUCUCCAGGACCUGCCCAAAGAUCCACUUACCCAUGUGAUUUGCCCAUGGUCAAUGGUACUUUCAGCCAGAGGAAGUUUGUCUUUCCAAGACAAUAUGUCUCACCAAGAGGCUGUCCCUUUCAGGGCACCAGAACUGCUCCAAGGACAGAGUAAAAACAAGCAUGUUGGAUUGACAAAGAUGCUGGUGUAUUCGUUGGGAAUGACCCUCUAUUGGUCAGCAGAUUAUCAGGUUCCUCCAAACCAGUCCCUUCAGCUGAGUGAUCAGUUACAUGCCCUGCUGCUAAAGCUGUGUGAAGAUCUGCCACAUAAAAGACUUUCCCCAGAGUCCAUUUUGGAGGCAUGUGAAGUGCACCAGAAGGAAUCUUCCUCUUCUCCUGCAAGUGUUUACAUCCAGAGAAUGGUCAAAUUUGUGCUAGGAAGCAUCACUGAGGUAGAACAGGUAGUCACUGAAGACAGCCAGCUGAACAGAAGCCAUGUGAUAAGGAAAAGGCUGCAUGAGAAAGCAUCUGACAGCUCAGCAUUUCGCUCCCAGCUGAAUUUUCAUCAAGGGGCCAGGUUACUGAAUUAUAGUCAGUCGGCAGAGGAUUACAGACAACUCUCUGUGGAUUAUUGUGACUCCAGCAGCAUUUCGGAGAGCACAUCUUUGAUACUGUCAAACAGGGGCCGCAGGAGAGGGAGAGCUCCGCAGGCACAGCAGGCGUGGGACCCAAACCGGAGUGGGUCGAGGACACACAGUAGCUACAAGCUCUUCAUUAACAGAUCAGCAAGUGCUGUGGAUGAAAUCCCUGCUGGAACUCAGAAGAACGACAAGCCCAACCUUCUGAAUUUAGGCUCUACCUUCUCGGUGUCUGCCAAGGACUCGUUAGCAGCUGCUGCGUCUCUGAGGUGCAUGUUCCAAAGGAAAGAAAAGUUUUCAGGGCCAGAAUUUAUCAUUCUGUCCAGUGAACCACCAGUGACCUUACAACUGCCUGGAUCCAUUGUGACUAAAAAAGGGAAAUCCUAUUUGUCUCAAAGGGACCUCAGUGUGAUUCUGCUCAGCGGGCAGUGCCUCGAGGUGAAAUGUGACAUCAAGUCGAAGGCGAGAGAUGUCUUCAAUACGGUUGUGGCCUACGCAAACCUGGUGGAACAUUUCUACUUCAGCUUAGCUUACCUGAAAGGUAAAGAGUUUUUCUUUUUGGACGAUGAGACCAAACUCUACAAAGUGGCCCCAGAGGGCUGGAAUGACCAACCCAAGAAGAAAACCUUCAUCAUUAACUUCACACUCUUUCUGAGGAUAAAAUUCUUCGUCAGCCACUUUAACAUCAUCCAACAUGGUCUGACAAGGCAUCAGUUUUACCUGCAGCUUCGUAAAGAUAUUCUGGAGGAGCGGCUGUACUGCAAUGACGAGACCUCCCUGCAGUUAGGUGCUUUAGCCUUGCAGGCAGAACUUGGAAAUUAUGCUCCCGAGAUGCAUGGGAAGAACUAUUUUCGCGUUGAAGACUACGUUCCUGCGAGCCGGAUAGAGAAAAUGACCCUGACGUGCAUACAGCGAGAACUCGCCAAGCUGCACCGCAUGAACCACUCCCUCUUUGAAGAUGAAGCCGAGUUGGAAUUUUUAAGGGUGACUCAGCAACUCCCGGAGUAUGGGGUGCUGUUCCAUCGGGUGUCCCAAGAGAAGAAGGCAGCCGGAGUGGACACUGUCCUGGGAAUCUGUGCCAAGGGCAUCAUUGUGUACGAGAUGAAAAACCACACCAGAAUUGCCAGUUUAAGAUUUCAAUGGAGGGAAAUGGAGAGGAUUUCAGCUCACAGAAGAAAGUUCAUGAUCGAAAGCAACUUCAGUGGCAAAAAACACACGUUUGUCACUGACACGGCAAAGACUUGUAAAUAUAUACUGGACCUCUGCUCUGCCCAGCACAAAUUUAAUGCCCAGAUGCAUUCCAGGCAGCUUCAGCAAGCUUCGUCUGAGGACAGCAAGUUUAUGGAAAUAGUCAAAUCAAAUUCUGCUUAUGCAACUCAGCACGAACAUCUUGCCCUGAUUCAGAGACUAUCCUGCUCAGAAAAUGUGCUGUACGGGGCUAACCUGGAGCACAUGUCUGCUGGGAUGAUGAGCAAGUCUUGCGAUAACCUCAGCGUGGAAACCAACAAUGGGAUUGGGGACAAAAGCAAUCUAGGCAGCUCCCACUCUGGAUUGUCCCAGUCAGAAGUACACAUUAGUUUGAAUGAAAAACGACGGAGUUAUGACUAUCUCUCUCUCCAUUCAACUCCAAAUACAGCCAGCACCCCAGGUUCCCCAAUCAACCAAAGAGAGAAUGCACUGGCUGGAUUAGAAAGAGAAAUCAUUUGUGUCACCUUAAAACGAGAUCCUAAAAAUGGCUUUGGUUUUGUAAUUAUUGGAGGAGAAAAUGUGGGGAAAUUAGACCUCGGAAUAUUUAUCGCAUCAGUUAUCCCCGGGGGACCUGCAGACAGAGCUGGGCAUAUCAAACCAGGGGGACGACUCAUCUCCGUGAAUAAUGUUAGCCUCGAGGGUGUUUCUUUUAAUACCGCAGUUAAAAUUAUACAGAAUUCUCCUGAUGACGUGGAACUGAUCAUCUCUCAACACAAAGACAUAUCUGAAGAAGGACUGAAUGCGGAGAAGAAUUUGUCAAGAAAAAACAGCACUAGUGGGUCUGAGAUCUCUUGUGCAGACAGUGGAAGAAAAAGGAUUCAAGACUGUCAUACAGCACCUUCCAAAGAACUAGAUAUAAAUACAGAUGAACUCGAAAAGGUUCUUUCUUGGAAUUUAGCACCAAAAUUGAGUCCCAAGAUUCCUGUUCUUUCAGUUGACAGCCAGGAUAUGGAGGAAGCCAACUCCUCUCACUUUCCACCAUCUGCCGAAAGCAAUUCAGAUGAAAUCUAUUCUGUGGAGUUGGUUAAAGAAGACGGGACUCUUGGAAUCAGUGUGACUGGUGGGAUCAACACUACCGUGUGUGAUGGUGGAAUAUACGUGAAGUCAGUUAUCCCCAGAGGACCAGCUGAUAAGGAUGGACAAAUAAAAAAAGGUGAUCGGCUGCUGGAGGUGGACGGGAUCAGCCUCUGUGGCAUCACGCACAAGCAGGCUGUGGAAUGCCUGAAGAAAUCUGGCCAGGUUGUCAGGCUGCUUCUAGAAAGGGGACGUCACAAAUCUGCAGAGCCGUGUCCAGCUGCUAAAGACAGAACGGAGGAGAAAUCUGUGAUCGUUUCCUUGGCAACGCCCUUGUCAGCAAGUCCCAACGGCUACUCCUUUGCAACAGAUGAUAAUACGUUUGAAGUCAAGCUGAUGAAGAACUCUGGAGGCCUCGGCUUCAGUUUUCUGCAGAUGGAAAGAGAGGCUUGCGAACACCUCGGAGGAGAGAUUGUGAGGAUCAAAAGACUGUUUCCAGGGCAGCCAGCUGAAGAGAAUGGAGAGAUUGAAGUCGGAGACGUCAUUUUAGCUGUUAAUGAGAAACCUAUUCAAGGACUCUCGUAUCAGGAUGUCCUGCACUUGCUGAGAGGAGCUCCUCGACAAGUCACGCUGCUUCUCUGCAGGCCUCCAAAAGGUCUUCUUCCGGAAAUAGACCAGAGCGCACUGACCCCAGUGCCUUCUCCGGUUAAGGCGUUUGGGACCAUGACACCAUCUAUCCCAGAGCCCAGUGGUGGUGCAUCUCACACUGCUAGUGAGAGGGACAGUACCUCUCCAGAACUGGAAGACCAUAUGGAUUCUGAAGCAGUGGCCUCUUGCGGUGACCCUCCUGAGGACGAGAACUUUUCUCCUGAGGAGCAGGACAUGGAACCUUCCCAAGAGAAGCCACAUGACAGGCCUGGAGCCCACAGUGAGCGCUCCUACAAGCACCUCUGGAAAUGGCGUCGGGAAGCCAUUGCCUCUGAGACAUUCCUGUCUCUGGAGGAAGAGGUGAUGCAGAACUGCUACUCACCAUGUGAGAGCGGAAGGGCUGAAAGCCCUGCCUUUGAGAGGAGUGACGAUGACCUCGCCAGCACCUAUUGCAUCCCUGACAAUCUCUCCCCCACCCCAGCUGAUGAGGAGUAUCUCACGCUCAGCUCCACAUCUUUGACCUCGCUCUCAUGUGGCGGGAGCUCAGACACGGCCUCCACCACUAUCGCCACCCCGCAGCCACGUGGCCCUUUCUCAGCCCCCUUCCCUGCUAGAGAACCGGGCAGUAGUGACAACGAGUGGGAGGACUUUGAGGAACUAGAGGGAGAGGAGAAGGAAGAGGAAUAUACCAUGGAAACGGAGGUGCUUGUCACUGUGACAAGAUCAAAGAACAAUUGUUAUGGAUUCACGGUGGUUCCUAACAAACUGGACAACUGCCUGUAUGUGGAGGAAAUCCUGGCUGAGCCUAUCCUGUCUGAUGGAAGACUGAGAAGAGGGGACAGACUCAUUAUGGUGAAUGGCGUUGAUGUCACAGCAUUCUCCUUUGAUGAAACCCUGGCGUUGCUGCACAGCUCUUCUCACGAUUUGCGCCUGGUGGUUGGCCGGGUUAAGGAGGACCCCCAUGCCUCUGUUAGACCAGAUGAGAUUCCUGAAAUCACUCUCACAAAAGACGACAAUGGACAACUGGGCUUGAAGUUAACAGGAGGAGCCGGGAGCAAAUUGCAGGGUAUCUACGUGCUUGAGAUCGUGCCAGGCUCUCCCGCCAGUAUAGAAGGCAGCUUGCAGCCACGGGAUCAGAUUGUCUACAUCUGCGGGCUAUGGAUGGAGGGCCUCAGCCUGGACGAUGCAGUGCGAGUGUGUGAGGCUGCCAGCCACAAUGUCUGCAUCAGGGCAAUAAGAAAUGGCAAUCCAGUGGUUCCCACAGAGCAGCAGAAUACAAAGCACCUGGAGGAAGAAAGUGGUUGGGUUGAGCAAAGCACAUCUGACUCAGCAGAUUAUGAGGACUGCAUCAUUAAGAUUGAGCUGGAGAAAACAGCCAACGGGAGCCUGGGAUUUGCACUGGUAGGUGGCAGAAAUGGCCGGGCUAUCCUAAUUAAAGCCAUCAGCCCAGGAAGUAUCGCUGAUCUCGACGGGAGGCUUCAAGUGGGUGACAUCUUACUAAAGGUGAAUGGAGAUUUAAUGUCUGGUUUGACGCGCAGUACGGUGAUCGACCUCUUACGCAAGGCUCAAGGCACCGUUCAGCUCACUGUCUGCCGAAGCGCGGCAUUGCAUUGGGCUUAUUCAGGCAGCCAGUGUGAUACUUCUUCUCUCCAGAGCACAACAGCCCAGUCGGAUGAACAAGGUAGCGAGGGAAACCUAGAAGCCGAGCACUCAUUCACUUUCAGAGGAGGGGAAGAGGAAUCCAGCCAGAUGUGCAGCAAGGAUUCAGAAAGUAAAUGCGGUUCACCCCUGCAAAGUCAAUCAACUGAACUGGAGUAUGAGGCAAAUGCAGACAGAUCACAGAAAUACUCCAGGUGUGAGAGCAGCCUUAGAACAGACAGUCAGGAGUCUGAGACUGACAGCUGGAUGAGUGAGGAAGAUGAAGUGUCCCGGCGGAUUUCCGUUCUACCCAGAGGCAGAACACUUGUUUCUGAAGACGAGCUGACUCAGCUGACUCACAUUAUGCCAUCGCUGACUGGGGUAGAUCUGAGGUCUCGUCUCAGAGUUCUGAUACAGAACCUUCGGAGGCAGAUUGAAGAGCAAGAGAUCCUGAAAGAGUUUGUGGCUUUAGAACACAUGAAACCGCUCGAUGGCUGCCGAGUUGGGAAAGCGCCAGAAAACCGGGAGAAAAACAGAUACCGAGAUAUCCUUCCAUAUGAUGCGACACGGGUUCCUCUUGGAGCAACCAGGGGCUAUAUUAAUGCAAGUUACAUCCGAAUGCAUAUUGGAGAAGAGGAACAUUUCUAUAUUUCAACACAAGGGCCUCUGCCUUGCACUGUGGCUGAUUUCUGGCAAAUGAUUUGGGAGAACGAGUCAGAUGUGAUUGCCAUGAUGACGAAAGAAGUGGAGCUUGGAAAAGUCAAGUGUCACAGAUACUGGCCUGAAGCUCCACAGCACUCGCUAGACCUCAGUGAGUUCCAUCUGAGGCUGGACAACUACCAGAUCUUGGAAUAUUUUAUCAUCCGAAUAAUAGAAAUAAUUAACAAGCAGACAGGAGAGAGACGCUUCGUAAAACACUUGCAGUUUACCACUUGGCCAGAUCACGGUACUCCCAGACUGAUAGAGCAUCUCGUAAAAUUCAUUCGCUACAUGAGAAAAAUUCACCAGACGGGCCCCAUAACGGCCCACUGCAGUGCUGGGAUUGGAAGGAGUGGGGUUCUACUUUGUAUUGAUAUUUUGCUGAGCUGCAUUGAAAAAGAUCUAUGUUUCAACGUCAAGCAAAUAGUGAGAGAGCUGAGGCAUCAGCGAUUUGGCAUGAUUCAAACCAAGGACCAGUACCUGUUCUGCUACGAAGUAGUGCUGCAAGUGCUGCAGAACAUUGAAGCCAUGGAAUCCCAUCUCCUCCAGUAAAAAUCUCUGCUAUUGCCACUCGUCUUGGAGACCCCCCUCUUACUUGAGACUUAUUCUAAUGGGCUGUCAGACCAGCAUGGACAGGCGCUGUACUGCGUGCACUAUCUUGCUUGUCACACUGUGUUAGGAAAUGUUGAUUUCUAAAGCAUUUCUAAACCAGCAUAAAGUAGGUUGGUAAAUUAUUUAUACGCUGGCUCACUGGUAAGUUGCCACAGAGAGUAAUUUGGAUGUCCUGCGUAACAGCAUAUUGGUGUCUAGGAGAAUGUCUUUGGCUAGUGGCUAGGAAGUAACGUACACUGUCAAGGACUGCAGUUGUAUUCAGUUAGCUUUAAUAUCGGAAGGGCAGCUAAGAAGCUCUGAGACCAUGACUGUUUCAAGUUGAAGGUCAGUUGUCUCUCCCAUGUCACUCUAGACUUUUGCUCCUGUAUUUUGAAUCAGUAUUCUCUGCUCCCAGUGAUGCUCUCAAGGGGGGGGGGGUGCCAAUUCAUUUGCUUCUGGUUGUUUGAACAACUUAGAGCCAUUUUCUGCCAUCAUUCUAGCUUUAGGUGGAAGUUUUCAUAAAUAAAUUGAUGGCGGGACAUGACCCCAAAGCUCUAGCGAGCUACUUUUAGAGCGGGCAGAGAGCUCCAACAAUUGGAAUGGAUGGCUGUUUUCCCCUAGCAAUAUCAGCUGUGUAGAUAUCAUUAGCUCCUUUCAUUCUGUACCCAUAUCAAAAGGAAAGUAUUACUAAGCCAGCUCUGUGAGUGUGUGUAUAUAUAACUGUCACACUAAACAUGCAAUUCUUCCCUUCCCAUUGAUUUACUACCUAAUAGUCCCUUAUUUAGGGCCUGAUCCAACUCCAGUUCAACUUGAUGGAAAGCUCCAUUGAUUUGGGGGGCAGGGGGGUUGAAUCUGGUCCUUAAGCAACAUUAAAUAGCUCUGUUGUACUAUACACCUUUUUGUGAAAGCUGGUUCAUUUUCUGCAAGUUCCAGUUUGAGCAAAUCUCUCCUGUUUUUCCCUCCCCUUCCCUCCAAUUCAUCCCAUGAGACUGAAAUCUGCAUUAAACUGGAAAACUCUCUGGGAUAUCUUACCUACCUCACAGCCUGGGGCAUUGUGGGGGUUCAUUUGUUCAUGUUUGUAAAUUGCAGACUACUGCUAUGAUAUUACUGUAACUUGUUUGCCUAGAGGGUUAUAUUUAUGGAAGUAGAAUUAUUAGCUAUGCAACAGAAGAUCACCUUCUGUUAAAAAUAGGCAACACAGUGGUGAAAUAUAUUAACAGCAAUGUGUGUAUAAAAACUGCUUCCUUGACUUCAAGACAGUAGUAAUAUUAAGAGGUAUUUGCAUACAAAGCCACUCUGCAAGCUAUAAGAUAAUAAUAAAUACUCUUGUUUCAUUUUAUUAUGGAUCAGAAUGAUAGAUUUAUGGCGGAAGACGAAUAUGACAUUAAAUACAACUUAAAAGCCUGACUUUCAGAAAAAUGCAUCUUUAUAAAGUUAUUCUAAGAUUCCAGGUCAAUUUCUCCUUUCUGCUCUCAGCUACCCUGGACUAACCCAAGAGUAGAAUUUACAACAUAAGCCAGAUGCUGAUUCAGUCACAGUGAUAGAAAUCCAGAACUCCUAUUAAGUCAUUGGAGCAACUCCAGAUUUACACUGCUGUAAAUGAGAACAGAACCUGGUGUUCUAACUUGAAUUAACUGAGUUUGAGCCUUCUAGAAAGCAUUAUUCUCCAUGCAUUAUGAAUUUGUUUUACUCUCUGCAUGCUGCAUCUAGAGUAGCCAUUAUUUGCACAGAUUUGUCAAGCAUCGUUAGCCAAAUGUUCAUAAAUCUGUUACCUCUAUUGGGUUUUGGCCUUUCACUUUGGUUUUAUUUACUGCACUAUACAUGUAUUGCUAUGUAAGAUAAAAUUGCACAACCUAAUGCACAAUUCACUUUUUGUACUAAACUGCUUUAAACCAGUUUUUCAAGGGAAACGUACUGGACUUUGUACAAACAUGGCUGUGAACAAACCUAUUGGACUUUUAAAGGCAAUCUUGGUGGUACUCUGUAUUGCUCCACUUUUUAUGUGUGCAUCAUCUUUGCAGCUGUUUGAACAUAUAAAUGUUUCCUGUUUUACAGGGAUAUUAAAGUAAGAGAUGUUUGACAAAA
Mauremys mutica (yellowpond turtle) is the source of this 8643-nucleotide messenger RNA. It is a transcript of the gene FRMPD2, whose product is annotated as FERM and PDZ domain containing 2. Gene Ontology annotation, biological process: protein dephosphorylation. Gene Ontology annotation, molecular function: protein binding; protein tyrosine phosphatase activity. Lineage: Eukaryota; Metazoa; Chordata; Testudines; Geoemydidae. The record is from RefSeq and is a predicted model, not a curated record. Bases 1 to 6519 code for a protein of 2172 amino acids. The transcript has 45 exons. Gene Ontology annotation, cellular component: cytoskeleton.